Molecule: messenger RNA, 1836 nt
Organism: Lepidothrix coronata (blue-crowned manakin)
Lineage: Eukaryota; Metazoa; Chordata; Aves; Passeriformes; Pipridae
Gene: ARHGAP44
Product: Rho GTPase activating protein 44
Exons: 18
Coding region: 49-1815 (588 amino acids)
Biological process (GO): regulation of dendritic spine morphogenesis; signal transduction; negative regulation of Rac protein signal transduction
Cellular component (GO): cytoplasm; leading edge membrane; dendritic spine
Molecular function (GO): protein binding; GTPase activator activity
Source: RefSeq, a predicted model, not a curated record
GCCCCGCUGCCCGCCCGCACCGCCCGCACCGCCCGCACCGCCGCCACCAUGAAGAAGCAAUUCAACCGCAUGCGCCAGCUCGCCAACCAGACCGUGGGCAGAGCCGAGAAGACUGAAGUGUUGAGCGAAGAUCUCCUGCAGGUGGAGAAGCGCCUGGAGCUGGUGAAGCAGGUGUCCCACAGCACCCACAAGAAGCUGACAGCAUGUCUGCAGGGCCAGCAGGGCGUGGACGCCGACAAGCGCUCGAAGAAGCUGCCGCUGACGACGCUGGCCCAGUGCUUGAUGGAGGGAUCUGCUGUGCUGGGAGAUGACUCCCUGCUGGGGAAGAUGCUGCGGCUGUGCGGGGAGGCCGAGGACAAGCUGGCACAGGAGCUCAUCCACUUCGAGCUGCAGGUGGAGAGAGACGUCAUCGAGCCCCUCUUCGUGCUGGCUGAGGUGGAAAUCCCAAAUAUCCAAAAGCAGAGGAAGCACUUGGCAAAGCUCGUGCUGGACAUGGACUCCUCCAGGACGAGGUGGCAGCAGUCCGUGAAGUCCUCGGGCCUGGCCAGCAACCUGCAACCCUCGGGCGCCAAAGCCGACGCUCUCAGGGAGGAGAUGGAGGAGGCAGCCAACAGAGUGGAGAUCUGCAGGGACCAGCUCUCGGCUGACAUGUACAAUUUCGUGGCCAAAGAAGUAGACUAUGCAAACUAUUUCCAAACUCUGAUCGAGGUGCAGGCCGAGUACCAUCGCAAGUCCUUGGCGCUCCUGCAGAACGUGCUGCCCCAGAUCAAAGCCCAGCAGGAGGCGUGGAUGGAGAAGCCCUCCUUUGGGAAGCCCUUGGAAGAGCACCUGGCUGUCAGCGGGCGGGAGAUCGCCUUCCCCGUGGAGGCGUGUGUGACCAUGCUGCUGGAGUGUGGGAUGCAGGAGGAGGGUCUGUUCCGAGUGGCUCCCUCGGCCUCCAAGCUGAAGAAGCUGAAGGCAGCCCUGGACUGCUGCGUGGUGGACGUGCAGGAGUACUCAGCUGACCCUCAUGCCAUCGCAGGAGCCCUCAAGUCCUACCUGCGAGAGCUGCCAGAGCCCCUCAUGACGUUUGAGCUGUAUGAGGAGUGGAUCCAGGCCUCCAACAUCCCAGAGCAGGAGAAGCGGCUCCAGGCUCUCUGGAAUGCCUGUGAGAAGCUGCCCAAAGCCAACUACAACAACAUCAGGUAUGUGAUUAAAUUCCUGGCCAAGCUGACCGAGUACCAGGACAUGAACAAAAUGACACCGAGCAACGUGGCCAUCGUGCUGGGGCCCAACCUCCUCUGGCCACAGGCAGAAGGGAACAUGACGGAGAUGAUGACGACCGUGUCGCUGCAGAUCGUGGGCAUCAUUGAGCCGCUCAUCCAGCACGCCGACUGGUUCUUCCCUGGAGACAUUGAGUUCAACGUGACAGGCAACUAUGGCAGCCCCAUGCACGUCAACCACAACGCCAACUACAGCUCCAUGCCCUCCCCGGACAUGGACCACGCCGACCGCCGGCAGCACGACCAGGCGCGACGGCCCCUCAGCGUGGCCACGGACAACAUGAUGCUGGAGUUCUACAAGAAGGAUGGCCUUAGGAAAAUCCAAAGCAUGGGCGUCAGGGUGAUGGACACCUCGUGGGUGGCUCGCCGAGGCACCUCCGCGGGACGCAAGGCAUCCUCCGCCCCUCCGUCCGCCCAGCCCCCCGCGCCGCCCGCCGAGCUGCCCCCCACGCCCCACUCGCCCAUUCCCGAGCAAUCGCCGGAGAUUUCAGCCACGCCUUCCCCGCCUCCCACCAGCUUCGGCUUCCCGCCGGGAACCGAGCGGACAAGGUAAGGCCACCAGCGCCCCGUGUCC